This is a messenger RNA of Chrysemys picta bellii (western painted turtle), 2737 nucleotides long. NCBI's taxonomy places the organism in Eukaryota, Metazoa, Chordata, Testudines, Emydidae. The record is from RefSeq and is a predicted model, not a curated record.
AUGGCGUAUGGUGUGGAGGACAAUUCGACUGCGGCCGAGCUGUACAGCAAGGUGCGGAUCCUGUGCUGGGUCAUGACGGGCCCCAGCAACCUGGAGACCAAGGCCCGGCACGUCCAGGCCACGUGGGCGCGGCACUGCAAUGUGGUGCUGUUCAUGAGUUCGGUGCGGGAUGACGGCUUCCCCGCCGUGGGGCUGGAUGUCAAAGAAGGCCGGGACCAGCUGUACUGGAAAACCAUCCGGGCCUUCCAGUACGUCCACCAGCACCACCUGGAGCAGGCCGACUGGUUCCUCAAGGCGGACGACGACACCUUCGUGGUGCUGGACAACCUGCGCUGGCUGCUGGCCAACCACACGCCUGAGGAGCCCGUCUACUUCGGGAAGCGCUUCAAGCCCUUCGUCAAGCAGGGCUACAUGAGUGGCGGGGCCGGCUACGUCCUCAGCAAGGAGGCCCUGAGGCGCUUCGUGGAGGGCUUCAGGACCCAGGUGUGCACUCACACCAGCCCAGUGGAGGACCUGGAGCUGGGCAAGUGCAUGGAGAAGAUGGGGGUGCAGGCAGGGGACUCCCGGGACACCAAGGGGCAGGAGACCUUCCACCCCUUCCCCCCAGAGAGGCACUUGAUGGAGAAUCUCCGGCUUGAUCGCUAUUAUCCCACCUACUCCUUCUACCCCAUCCUGCUGGGUGCCCAGAGCUGCUCGGAUUUAUCCAUCUCCUUCCACUACGUCAGCUCGGAAGAGAUGUACCUGUUGGAAUACUUGAGCCGACACCUGCGCCCGCAUGGAUACCAGCCCCGCUACCAGCCAGCUCUAAUGGCCUGGAACCGCACAGCGCCCAGGGAGGGGUGACUGGCGGGGGCUCUGCGGAAGGACACCAGCGAAGGGGGCUGAACCCCAAGGACCGGGUUACACCAGCGGCGCUUUAGAACCAGUGCGAGAUGCUCAGUGCCUGGACCCACGGUGCCAGGGGGUGUAUACAUGCAACAGAGGGGAGGGAGGGGGUAUUUGGCGCUGGAGCGUGAGCUCAGAGCAGAGAUAUGGGUUGGGGGGGGCUCUCAGGCAGGGCACCUCAGUGGGUUUGGGGGGAGGGUGUUCUUGGGCACAACCCCUGAGGGAGUUUGGGGAGCCCCCAGCUAAGGGGGGGCAGAUCCUGUCUACAUAUAAGGUGUCCAAUCAUCAUUACAAACCUCCCUUCUCUUUAGCUACCUCCGGGUGAAACGAGGGUUUGUCCUUGGUGGGGGAAGCCCACUGCACUGAUCACAGGGGGCGGGUGUGGGCACGAGGCGCCCAGGGCCUCUCAGCGAUGGGGGAUCGAGCCAGCUGGCGGACACAUCCCCAGGACAGGCAGCGUGUAUCCCGGUGGCCUUCCUUAGGGGCUGCCAGGCUGUGGGGCCCAUUCGGGCCACGGGCUCUCUGCUGACCCAGUCCCCAAGGGAGCAGGUGCUGCUAAUGGGAAGGCUCCGUUUCCCGUCAGCCCCCACCCUGUCCCUGCCAGUCUGCCCUUUGCUGCCUGAGCUGGCAGGCCCCUCUGCCCACUGCUCACGGGGAUGCUGGGGCAGCGCCAGCGUGCGCUAACCUCGGUGCCUGCGAGAAUCCACUCGCUGGCCGCUCUGGGGCCCCGGCGGCAAAUUCCCAGCUGCUCCCGCCAAGGUCAUAAGCGGCCGGGGGAGGCUCAGGACACGGUGCCUGGUUCCAGCAGGGGGCAAGGCAGCGACCCAAGCCCUGCCUCCCCCACCCCCCGGCAGCUUCAGAACCCCGCUGCCACCCUUCCGAUUUUCUCUGCUCGGGCCACGCGGGGCUGCGGGUGGUUCCUGCUGCUCGGCCACGGAGCCCUCGGCAGCCACGGCACGAAGCUGAGUCCGCGCCUCCCACAGCUUCGCUGGGACACUUCCCUGUGGGCAACCAAAACGCUGCUGCAGAGAGAGCUACAGGGGUCCUGUUCCCCCCCAUCUCCCCUGCCUGAUGCCCCCCCAGCCCCUGCUUGCUCUGCAGAAAUAACCAGGCACACGCUACAGCUCUAAAUCUGACAUUGUUACGUACUUACAGUUACAAUCCAAGAGAUUAAAACGCUGUACACGGCCACUGGUGUGAGUGCCGGCUGGCCAUGCCCCCCACCCCCCACACACACACACGCCCCUCCGCCCCGAUCCAGCCACGCCCAGGGGACCCAGGCUGCUUCCUCCCCCAGCCUCCCAGACCCCCCACUUCGCUGCCAACGUCCGCUACCCGCCUCCCAAGGGGUAAAGCCAUUGCGAUGCCACGCAGGCCGCUCAGUGACCUCCCCCUCCGGUUCAGACUGGUUGCCCCGACCCCUGGAGCCUACGGCAGCGCUGGUAGUUGGAGGGACGGGGCAGCGUCCCUGCCCCCUAGGCCUGGCUCUGGCCCCCCGGGGCCACCGCAGAGAGGGAGGGCAAGACUUCCUUUGUGCAACACGGUAGCCGUACAUUCAUGAACUGAGCCGCUCUGCUGGUUUGGAAGAACGGGGGGAGCUGGGGGCCGAUUGCGGGCCCAGCGGAGAGCAAUGGAGCUCUCGGCCCUCUAAACUCACAGUUGGGCCCAGCCACCGGCCUGGACCCCCCCGGCCCCCGAAGAUCAACCCCCGCCCAGGCCUGGAAUUAAAGCAAGAAACAGCGGGAGCGGCUUUCAACUCCGCAUGGGGGGUAACGUGCCAGCCAGUGCCCCAGGCAGCGGCAGGGAUGGCCGACUGGUAUGUGUGUGUCUGCGGGGGUCUGUAGUACCCUGA